AUGUAUACUUGGCGCUGUACAACUACCAAGGGUUUUCUACUGCGUGGAUUUUCACUUUGUACAUACAGCGAUUUGCUUUAUCACUGGGCCAUCGGCGCUUCACCGGGACAACCUUAUACUUGGACUACACGGGUCCUCCUUUUCCUUUAUUUUUGUUUAUCUCUCUUCGUCUGCAGCAACGAUUUUCCUUUCUCAUGA
Colletotrichum abscissum is the source of this 198-nucleotide messenger RNA. RefSeq lists its product as uncharacterized. Lineage: Eukaryota; Fungi; Ascomycota; Sordariomycetes; Glomerellales; Glomerellaceae. The record is from RefSeq and is a predicted model, not a curated record. The transcript has a single exon. Bases 1 to 198 code for a protein of 65 amino acids.